Astyanax mexicanus (Mexican tetra) is the source of this 2880-nucleotide messenger RNA. Its product is annotated as trace amine-associated receptor 13c-like. Gene Ontology annotation, cellular component: membrane. Bases 64 to 1050 code for a protein of 328 amino acids. NCBI's taxonomy places the organism in Eukaryota, Metazoa, Chordata, Actinopteri, Characiformes, Acestrorhamphidae. The transcript has a single exon. Gene Ontology annotation, biological process: G protein-coupled receptor signaling pathway. Gene Ontology annotation, molecular function: trace-amine receptor activity. The record is from RefSeq and is a predicted model, not a curated record.
GGGGAUAGAUUAUAUAGAGAUUUAUUACAUUGUUUAUUUAAGAACACUUUAACAGCUGGAUUCAUGAAUUAUACAGAGGUUAACCAAACUGACUACUGCCUGCAGUUUGCCUGUCCAGAGAGAUCUGUAUCUGCUGUGUAUGUGUUACUGUAUGUAUCUGCAGCUGCUGUAGUUCUGUUAACAGUGUUUGGAAAUCUGCUCAUCAUUAUCUCUGUUUGUCACUUCAAGCAGCUCCACACUCCAACUAACAUGCUCAUCCUCUCUCUGGCUGUAUCAGACUUUCUGGUUGGAGCUCUAGUGAUCCCAAUAUCAUUAAUAUGGACAAUUGAAACAUGUUGGAUAUUUAGUAGAGAGUUUUGUAUUUAUUUAAUACUAACCUCGUAUUUCCUUACAAGCACAUCUAUAUAUAAUGUCGCUCUGAUCGCUGUUGAUCGGUAUUUUGCUCUUUCUAACCCAUUUCUCUACACUAACAAAGCCUCUGUGAACAAAAUAUGCUUUGUGGUUGUUUGUGAUUGGUGUGUAUUGUUCUUCUAUAAUUUAGGCGUGCAUUAUUUUAAUAGAAACUUUAAAAGUUUAGUGAUGUGUCCUGGAGACUGCUUUCUUGUUUUGGAUGAAAUUUGGUCUCUGGUUGAUCUUCUAUUCAUUUUUGUUUUUCCCUGUUCUGUUAUAAUUAUACUGUAUGGUUUAGUUUUUGUUCUUGUAAGGAAACAUGCCACCGCUAUCAGAGAUCUCAAUGUUCAUACUAAGACUCAGACAUCAAAGAAUGCAACAGAGUCCAUGAAAUCUGAGAGAAAAGCAGCAAAAUCACUUGGAAUAGUAGUUUGUGGUUUUUUGGCUUGUUUAUUCCCAUAUUUUAUUUACAGUCUUUUGGGCAAAGCCAUUGCAGUUGAAGUAGAAUCAUUUCAGAAAGUGCUGAUCCUUGUUUAUUUAAAUUCUACUAUUAAUCCAGUUAUUUACGCUUUGUUUUACCCUUGGUUUAGAAAGUGUGUCAAACUGGUGUUAACAUUUCAAAUAUUCAAAAGAAAUUCUGCAUUGAUAAAAGUUGUUUAAUACAUAUUUGUACACUGUUUUCUGUUUUGAGGCUUGCAGGUAAAGUUGCAAAUGUAACAAAAAUUUGUUGGUGUAUGUCAUAUUAAUGUCUGUAUGAAAUCAACUAUACACAUAUAGUUUGCUGCACUGUCACAUACCAGGCAACUUAACCCCUUAACAGACCAGGAUUUUUGUCUGCCUGACAUUACACCACUAAAUCUUGAGGAUUUCUAUUCAAGCAUUACAUAAAAAGCUUUCAUGCCUGAUAAGGAACAUUAAUGUCAAGCAUAAUUGUAAUUGUAAUAGAAUAUAUAAAAAAAUGUUUAAGUGAAUAAGUAAAUCUGCUCUCAAUGUCAAAACAUAAUGAAAAAAAUCAUAAAAUUGUCCCUUUCAUGAACUUAAUUUUAAAAUCAAUAUUUUCCUAAAUACAAAUCAAACAGUUCAUGUCCUCCAGACCUUUAGUUUUGUUAUGUUUGUCUGGUUUUUGCGUCUAUUUUCAAACAUGCAGAAUUUUGGUUGAUUCCUGUUACUGAUCUGGAAUUAUUAAGUGAAGUAGAGAGAAAACAGACAGCUUUUCCAAGUGUCCUGUAGCAGAUUUUAAAACCCUCAACAUUUUCAGAAUGUAAAUAAAUUAUUUUACUGCACAAAAUAAGGGUUUCAUAUCACCUAAACCCAAAGCCUGUAUACAGGACAAGGCAUUUUAAGGGGUUAAACAAUCAUGCAUUCUGUGUUGCUACAAAAGGUGACAAUAUAAUAGCUGAGCACUGCAUUACAAUUCAUGUUCUGUAGAUUCAGUGCUUUCUAUUGCUGUGUGGAGUCUGGUGUCCUACUCAUACUAAGUGUUCUAGUUUUUGUUAUUAAAAAAAAAACAGUCACUGCUAUUUGAGAACUUAAAUAAAUAGAAUGAACUCUAAACUUUAGAACAGAAAAUGUAAGCACAGACAUGAGUUAUAUAUCAGUAUAUACAGUCCAGUUUCUAACAUUUUUAAAUAACACAUUAUUUCACACCUGAACAGCAUUUUUAACAUAAAUUUUUACAAGCUCAAGAGUAAUUAUGUGUCUACAUGUGAUAUAUUCCCUUUUCAUUACUUGACAAAUUAAAGAAGUAAAAUGCCUGAAAGUAAUUCCAAUUGCCCAGUUUGCCUUUGGUUAUCAAAUCAAAUUUAUUUGUAUAGCACUUUUUACUACUGAUGUUGUCACAAAGUAGCUUUACAGAAAUGUGAUCACAGGACAGAGAAUCAGGCAAAACAUUAAACAUAAAAAAUACAUUCAGAAUCCCCAGUGAGCACAGAGGGAAAGGAACAAUUCUCUGAAAGAGGAAGAAACCUAGGCUUACAUAUAUAAGGGGGGAAACAUCCUACCACUGGUCAAACAGCUUUAAAUUAAAUUUAAAAAGUUAUAUUCAGAUGAAAGCAGUUAGAGUAAAUUUGAAUGUUAUUUGUAGUGGAGAGUGGCAACUAGUCCGAGGUCUGUUGCAAAACUGGAUGAUGGGCAGCUGAUCUGUGGUGGGUGAUGGGAAGGCUGAGUUCCAGAAACUUCCACCGGUCUGGCCGGACAGGAGACAGGAGGACCUGAGGGUCCAACAUCCAUCGGUAUCGGACUGAACAGGAGGGCACUCAGUUACUCGGAGGUUACCAUUCAGGAAAACUUUUAUUACAACCACAAUCUUAAAAACAGUAUGGACAGUAUGGAAUUUUUUUGCAGACAGUAUUAACCCAAUAUAUUUCAUGUUUUGUCUGCUUUUGUCAACUUUUUAUUUAUUAAUAAACGUCCAUUACUGUAUUUCACACCUAAACCACAUUCCAAAGAAGAUUUAGUAUGGGGCACUGUAGGGCUUGUUACGAGGUAAAA